ACGGGCUGCUGCGCGAGCAUGCCGGCCAGAAAACGAAAUGCCAAAGCAGUGGUGCAAAUUGGACACCCAACCAGUCGAGCCGUUAGUCGAAGUGGGCGUGGAAAGGGAGGAAGAUUGCGAGUUCGAGCUGAUAUUGCUUUUGUCGCUCUAGUAGGCAGCGCUUUCGUCGUUGCCUACGUCAUAGCAAGCAACCCUCUAGGCAAUGGUGAUGCCGUUGUACCUUAUAUUGUAGAUGGACAAGUUAGUGUGAAGGAGUGGACACUUGACUUGCCAUUUGCUGAGACAGUGGCUGCAGCAGGAGAGGCCGUCGUACUGAGACACACCGUUGUGGAAAAGUGGAGAGCACGAAACGUCUGGAAACCAUCGUACCUGAGCCAGAAAAUAAAACAACUUGAUGGAAUUUAUGAAAAUGAUAAUCGCUGGUUUGGACCUUAUUAUGACAUCAGAAAACCUUUAGUUAAUCUAACGAAACGUGUGAACUCGUAUUCCACCAACUUGUCUAUGAGUGGAGUUGAAUUGUUUAGGAGGAUAUUGUCUAAUGAGAGUAAAGAUUUUGUGUACUUUAGUGGUGAAAUAGAGAGACUUGGAUCUUGGGCUAUAGAUGACCUUCUUCCACUCGAUGAAUUUAUAAGUCUUAACCCUCAAUCGACAUCUAUUAAUGUAUGGAUUGGGCAACCUCGUGUUAUUGCUCACUGUCACUAUGAUGGAUAUCAUAACAUGUAUGUCCAACUGUUUGGCAAAAAGAAGUUCACUCUAUUUCGACCAUCUCAAUGGUCAUUCAUCUAUCCAUACCCAUUUCUGCAUCCCAGCCAUGCACAGAGCCAAGUCAACCUUAGUGAUACUGAUCUAGAUCGGUUUCCACAAGUGCAAAAAGCACAUGCUGUUGAAGCAGUGAUAGGUCCUGGUGAUGUCUUGUACAUACCACCACUCUGGUUUCACUACGUUGAAGCACUUGAAGCAAGCAUAUCUGUAAAUGUCUGGACCGACUCAGCACAGACGCUUCAAGUUCAGAAAAUGUAUCAAACUCCAGUUCCUCUAUUUGAUGGAAUCUCAUCAGAGAAGAAGGACCUUCAAGUGCUUGCAUUGGUCAUCAUAAUUAAGAAACUCAUAAAUGAAACACACACGAGGAAGCUAACCAACAGCCCAGAAACCUUUUUGAGCAAUCUGUAUGACAUUCGCUACUACAAUCUUGUAGUCUCUGGAGUUUUGCCAAGAACAGGAUGGUCACAUGAGAAUAAAUCUGUCUGUUCUUUACUUCAAAGUUUAAUGUCUGACCUGCAGACUGUUUUGAAAGAUGCAGAUUCAUUGCAGAAGUACUUUCGUUACAUUAGAACUAGUGUUGAACUUCUUCCAACUGAAACACGAGAAGUGUGGCUGGGUAACUUGGUAGAGAGCUUGCUAGAAUCUGUGGUAACUGCACCAUUUGUGGCCCAAGUAUUGAGUGAGUCUUUGGAAUGUCUUCACAGAUUCUAAAUGAAGUGUUUGCAAACACAAGACUUCACAUCAUCAUCAAUUUUUAAAGAUUAUAAUUCCGAUCGGAUGUACUCGACUGUACAUAUCAAGUACUUAUUUGUUUUGUGUUCUCUUGAGGACCCGUUUAAUUUAUUGUUCAAACUGUCAAAAAAUAAAAUAUGUAGAGACUGUAAUGAAAUUAGAAAAAACUUAGCUACCAGUGUGUCUGUCUUUUUACUUGUUUAUUGAAUUCUUUCUACAUGAGAUACAGACAUUGCGCUUGUGUUGCACUUUGGUUGUACAUACAGUGUAACACAUGUACACUUCCGUGGUCAAAUAUUCAGUCAGUCAAACAUUCAACAGGUUA
Messenger RNA from Corticium candelabrum, 1819 nucleotides. RefSeq lists its product as uncharacterized. NCBI's taxonomy places the organism in Eukaryota, Metazoa, Porifera, Homoscleromorpha, Homosclerophorida, Plakinidae. The record is from RefSeq and is a predicted model, not a curated record. The transcript is spliced from 3 exons. Gene Ontology annotation, molecular function: 2-oxoglutarate-dependent dioxygenase activity. Bases 19 to 1473 code for a protein of 484 amino acids.